Necator americanus (New World hookworm) is the source of this 246-nucleotide messenger RNA. RefSeq lists its product as uncharacterized. Lineage: Eukaryota; Metazoa; Nematoda; Chromadorea; Rhabditida; Ancylostomatidae. The transcript is spliced from 2 exons. Bases 1 to 246 code for a protein of 81 amino acids. The record is from RefSeq and is a predicted model, not a curated record.
AUGAUUCUACGAGCGCGGCUGAAGUCGGGUGUGGCUAUGCGUCAAAGUGGCGAAAAUCUCCAAGACAAACUUCAAACCGUAUGCCGGUCGUCUGGACUAUUUCUGGACGAAAUACCGACCACUCAAACAGAGAUUAUAGAAUUAAGCGACUAUUUUGGACGAGCUCAUGUGGGAAGCAGCGGCGAUUUCCUUGGAGACGCAAGGGAAUACGAGUCAUGGGAAGAGGCGUGGCCUGAAGGAACCUGA